Messenger RNA from Bolinopsis microptera, 1901 nucleotides. Its product is annotated as tubulin beta chain-like. Gene Ontology annotation, biological process: microtubule cytoskeleton organization; mitotic cell cycle. Bases 33 to 1394 code for a protein of 453 amino acids. NCBI's taxonomy places the organism in Eukaryota, Metazoa, Ctenophora, Tentaculata, Lobata, Bolinopsidae. Gene Ontology annotation, cellular component: cytoplasm; microtubule. The record is from RefSeq and is a predicted model, not a curated record. Gene Ontology annotation, molecular function: GTPase activity; structural constituent of cytoskeleton; GTP binding. The transcript is spliced from 11 exons.
AAAUAAUUUGAGGUUACUAGGAGCAAGCAGUCAUGGUCCGUGAAAUUGUCCACAUUCAGACCGGCCAAUGUGGUAACCAGAUUGGAGUCGCUUUUUGGGAGACAGUAUGCCUCGAGCACAAGAUUGGCACUGACGGAAAUUUCCUUGGUGAGGAUGACAUGUUGUUGGAGAAGAUAAAUGUGUACUUCAAUGAGAUCCAGGGAGGUAAGUACGUGCCACGUGCUGUCCUCGUGGAUCUGGAACCAGCCGUCCUGGACUCCAUCAAGAACAGCAAGUACGGCAGCACUUUCCGUCCUGAUAACUUUGUGUUUGGACAGUCCGGUGCUGGUAAUAACUGGGCUAAAGGUCAUUACACCGAGGGAGCUGAACUGGUGGACCAGGUAUUCGAUGUGAUCAGGAAAGAAGCUGAACAAGUCGACUGCCUACAAGGGUUCCAACUGAGUCACUCUCUUGGAGGGGGUACCGGAUCUGGCAUGGGAACUUUGCUCCUGAAGAGGGUUCGUGAGGAGUACCCUGACAGGAUCGUCUGCUCAUACUCUGUUGCUCCUUCUCCCAAGGUCUCCGAGACAAUCGUAGAGCCGUACAACGCCGCCCUCUCUUUCCACCAGUUGGUCGAGAACACUGACGAAUGUUACGUAAUUGACAACGAGGCUCUUUACAACAUUUGUACAAACACUCUUAAGUUGAAGAGCCCUAGCUACGGUGAUCUAAACCAUCUUGUGUCAACCGUCAUGUCCGGUGUUACUACUUGCCUUAGGUUCCCUGGCCAGCUGAACGCUGAUCUGAGGAAACUUGCUGUCAACAUGGUCCCCUUCCCUCGUCUUCACUUCUUCAUGUCAGGGUUCGCUCCUCUGUCUUCAUCCGGAAACAAGGGGUACAAGGCAACCUCAGUGGCAGAGAUCACAAACCAAAUGUUCGACAGCAAGAACAUGAUGGUGUCAUGUGACCCCAGACACGGCCGAUAUCUUACCUGUGCUGCCAUGUUCAGAGGAAAAUGCUCCACCAAGGAUGUUGAUGAGCAGAUGAUAAACAUACAAAGCAAGAACUCUGCUUACUUUGUUGAAUGGAUCCCAAGCAACGUCAAGACCGCCGUUUGUAAUAUUCCUCCUCCCGGCUACGACCUUAGCGGCACCUUUAUCGGUAACAGCACUGCCAUGCAGGAGCUCUUCAAGAGGAUUAACGAGCAGUUUAUCAGCAUGUUCAGGCGCAAGGUGUUCCUGCAUCUGUACACCGGAGAGGGUAUGGACGAGAUGGAGUUCAACGAGGCUGAAAGUGACAUCGCUGAUAUCAUCACUGAGUACCAACAGUACCAGGAAUGUGGAGUAGACGACACAUACGAGGGAGAAGAGGGUGAGGAUGGAGAAGAGGAAGUCGGAGAGGAAGAAUACGAAUAAUUAGCAUAAUUAGCAAUUAUUUAUACCAUAUUUGGAAUUAUUACAUGAUUAAUUAUCUAAUUAAUUACCUGAUCGUUCCAUUUAUCCGGUGUGAUGAGCGGAAAUGCUCGUAGUGGUAACCUUGAUCAGAUGAAACGCAAUUCCUUGUACCAUAAAAGAAAAACUGUAAAAUAAUUCUAAAAAUUAUAACAACGAAGAUAAAAAUGAGCACUAUUUUAUUAUAUUUUUGUUUUUAUUUUGUGGAAUUCGUGUGUGCGCUUCUCAUCCUCACGACACAUAAUUCAAUGCUAUUACCGAUAUACUGAUUAUGAUAUUCUCCAUGCAACUGUUUGUGAUUGAUAAAGAAAAAUCGUUUUAAAUACUUUGAAUAACUUGAAAAUCACGACAUAUGAUGUGAUAUUAUAGAGAUUGAUUGCGUUGUAACAGAUUUGACUAUUUGUAUUUGGGCUAUUUCGCUAAUUCUAUAUUUGUAUACAAACUUUUAAGAUAUUUGACUUUGUACCAAAA